GCAUUUGAUUGGCUACUCACGGUGCCUAUCAAACUCUGAGGCCAAAGCCCAGUCGCUGCUUGGUGUCUGAAGCGGCAGCGAGAGGCUUCCGUCUCUGGGCUGCGGAAACUACCCUGCGAAAGCCAGCGAGAGUUGCAGUGAUUGAGGAAAGGAGGGACGCUUUAUUCGAAGUCUCGGCUGAGUUAAAUACCUAUUAUAAAGCAUCUUCUCCUUACUGAAGGAAAAGGCCUGCGGAGAUGGGCGACAAGGCGGGGACCAGAGUCUUCAAGAAGUCCAGCCCCAACUGCAAGCUCACAGUAUACUUGGGGAAGAGGGACUUUGUGGAUCAUCUAGAUCACGUGGACCCUGUAGAUGGGGUGCUCUUGAUUGACCCAGAAUACCUAAAAGACAGAAAAGUGUUUGUGACCCUGACGUGUGCCUUCCGUUAUGGCCGUGAAGAUUUGGAUGUGCUGGGCCUGUCUUUCCGAAAGGAUCUCUUCAUCUCCAGUUUCCAGGCCUUUCCCCCUCUGCCUGAGGAGCGCAAACCGCUCAGUCGGCUACAGGAGAGACUGCUCAAGAAGCUAGGCCAGAAUGCGUACCCCUUCAACUUCACGAUUCCUCAGAACCUUCCCUGUUCAGUGACUCUACAGCCCGGUCCAGAGGACACAGGAAAGGCAUGUGGUGUUGACUUUGAAGUCAGGGCAUUUUGUGCCAAAACUGUGGAUGAGAAGACUCAUAAACGGAACUCGGUGCGGUUGGUCAUUCGUAAGGUACAGUACGCUCCAGAGAAGCCUGGGCCGCAGCCAAUGGUGGAGACCACACGCAGCUUCCUUAUGUCUGACCGCUCCCUUCACCUCGAGGCCUCACUAGAUAAAGAGCUCUACUACCAUGGUGAACCUAUCAGUGUCAACGUUCAUGUCACGAACAACUCCACCAAAACAGUUAAACGAGUUAAAAUCUCUGUGCGACAGUAUGCCGAUAUCUGUUUGUUCAGCACCGCACAGUACAAAUGUCCUGUGGCUCAGGUAGAAGCCGAUGACCAGGUGUCACCCAGCUCCACGUUCUGUAAGGUGUACACACUCACCCCCACACUGAGCAAUAACAGAGAGAAGAGGGGUCUGGCUCUGGAUGGACAGCUAAAACAUGAAGACACCAACUUGGCCUCCAGUACCAUAGUAAAGGAUGUGUCCAAUAAGGAGGUCCUGGGAAUCUUGGUGUCCUACAGAGUUAAAGUCAAGCUUGUGGUGUCUCGUGGAGGUGAUGUGUCAGUGGAGCUGCCUUUUGUCUUGAUGCACCCUAAGCCCUCCGAACAGCCCAACUCUAGACCGCAGUCAGCUGUGCCAGAGACAGAUGUCCCUGUGGAUGCCAACCUCAUAGAAUUUGAAACAAAUAAUUUCUCACAGGAUGAUGACUUUGUGUUUGAGGACUUUGCAAGGCUCAGGCUGAAGGGAAUGAAAGAUGAAGAGGAUGACCACUUCUGCUAACAGCCCCUCCACACACAGACACACACACACACACACGACACCGUGCGGAGGUUGUAAGGAAGGGCGACAGGGGUGGGGUGUCAACCUGCCAGUACUCUCAUACCUCUGCUCCACUGUGCCCAUCUGAUAGAGUGGAGCACUUACUGAUAUUUUCUGAGCCUCCUUUCUUUCUAUCUUUCUUUCUUUCUUUGUCUUUUGGCUCUUUUUCACACCAUUUUAGCAUCUGUGAGGUGGUCUUUUAAUUGGCCUCUGUUUCUCUGGUCAUAUCAACCACUUCACUAGGGUCCUUAUUUGUUAGAAAGAUUGAGGGAGAAGGAAAGGGAGGAAACUGAUGUUAGAUGGGUUAUCUAAACAUCAAUGUAUUAUUGGUGGGCAAAGGGUCCAUUGAUUCAGGGGUGAUUCUUUCUUUCUUUCUUUCCUUCUUUCUUUCUUUAUCUUUUCCUUUAUUUUUGUCAUCAUAUUCCCACUUAUAUAUCAAGUGGGCAUUAAUAGCUAUGUAAUUAUGGUAUAUGUUCUAUGUUAUUUCAUUGUACAGUACAUACACUGUUCACAAACACCAUAGGGAACUUGAGUUUGGUGUUAAUUUUAUUCCACUUUCCCAGACCCAUAAUCCAAUCCAUCCAGCAGCUUUUAUGUUAUAGUUAUGUAAAAUGUAUACAUAUCAUACAAGACUACGUAGUAACACUUUUCUGUGCACUUAUAGUGCACGCAAUACUCGAAUAAUUAAGGACGUGGCAUUUUUAGUGAAACAGAGUAGUUGGCGAAGUGCAUUGGGACACAAGUGUCUGGUUUCUUAUUGUAAAUUUUAGCAUCUAUUCCACAUGUUGAGUUGUAGAAUAUGUAAACACUGCUACAAGUCUUCAGUGCGAAAUUAGCUUGUAGAUACAACGAGAGGACAGGGAUACAGGCUCUGUAUGUGCCACACACACACACAAACACACACACACACACAAUGUAAUUCCUCAUUAUUUGUGCCUGCCAAACUUUAUUUGCCAAAAUGUGAUUUAUAAUGUUGCUUGUAAGUUAAGCUCGGUUCGGUUGAAAAUCACAUGCUCAUUCUUUGUUUUAGCUGACAGGAACUGUUGAUGUAACCAUUUGACUGCCAGAAAUAUUUUGAUGAUGGUUAUUUUAAAAUCGCAUUUAUAGCAUGAUUUCCAGGAAAUUUGACUUUUUAUCUUGUUCUCCCAGGAUCAGCCCUUUCCUAUGACAUUCUACAUAGUUUACUACUGAACAAUGGCAAACUUACUUAUGUUACAAUGUGUACAAGGAAGUAACAUUUUGCAAUGAACAAAGUGGAGCUCCCGUUGAAGGACAAAAAGCUAUCUCUAAAAUAAAGGAUUGCUUUGUUUAAAGCACCCAUACAA
Messenger RNA from Ctenopharyngodon idella (grass carp), 2827 nucleotides. It is a transcript of the gene arrb2b, whose product is annotated as arrestin, beta 2b. Gene Ontology annotation, cellular component: cytoplasm. The record is from RefSeq and is a predicted model, not a curated record. NCBI's taxonomy places the organism in Eukaryota, Metazoa, Chordata, Actinopteri, Cypriniformes, Xenocyprididae. The transcript has 15 exons. Gene Ontology annotation, biological process: positive regulation of ERK1 and ERK2 cascade; G protein-coupled receptor internalization; signal transduction. The coding region runs from base 237 to 1463 and encodes 408 amino acids. Gene Ontology annotation, molecular function: angiotensin receptor binding.